Trifolium pratense (red clover) is the source of this 714-nucleotide messenger RNA. Its product is annotated as transcription initiation factor TFIID subunit 13. The record is from RefSeq and is a predicted model, not a curated record. Gene Ontology annotation, molecular function: protein heterodimerization activity. The transcript has 6 exons. Bases 148 to 552 code for a protein of 134 amino acids. NCBI's taxonomy places the organism in Eukaryota, Viridiplantae, Streptophyta, Magnoliopsida, Fabales, Fabaceae. Gene Ontology annotation, biological process: transcription by RNA polymerase II.
UUUAUUGCGAGGAUAUUUGUAAAAAAGAAAUGUAUAAAUAAGUUAAAUAGCGAGUGAACGAACUUGGUAGAAAGAACUUGGAGAAUUAACCACUUUGGUUUCAGCAGAAACGUUUCUUUCUUUCAGUGGAAGCAUUUACCAACAACAAUGAGCAAUUCCGCGGCUGGAACCUCAUCAAAAACAAGAGCAGCUUCCUCACAACCAUCAGAACCUUCAUCCAAGCGCAGAAGAGGAGUUUUCCAUAGAGAAUUGCAGCACAUGAUGUAUGGCUUCGGAGAUGAUCCUAAUCCACUUCCUGAAAGUGUGGCACUUAUGGAUGACAUCGUUGUAGAAUAUAUUACAGAACUGGUACAUAAAGCACAAGAUAUUGGAUCACAGAGGGGGAAGCUAUCAGUUGAGGAUUUCCUCUAUUUGAUUCGCAAGGAUGCGCCAAAACUUAACCGAUGUACGGAACUGUUGUCUAUGAAUGAAGAGCUGAAACAAGCAAGAAAACUUUUUGAACAUGAUGACGAGAAUCUGAGGAAGACUUUUGAGGAUGAUGCAGAUGGAUGAAUGAAGUUGCAUUCUCAAAUAUGCGUAUAUAUAAUGCGACAUAACUCAUUCCAACACUUUACUAGCAUCAUUCCAACAAUUUACUAGCAUGUUUGAAUGUGUUCAAACUCUUUCAAAACACGUUCACUCUAUAACUCUAUUCUAACAUGAUUUUAUUGUCAA